AUGAUUGGACCAGAACCAACAUAUUACAUUGCUUGUCUUCUUUGCUGCCCUUUGCAGGUAGAAACUCAGAGUCCUCGCCAUGGAGGAGAGUUGGUUGCUGAAGUCUUACAAUCCCAUGGAGUGCGAUACGUUUUCACGCUAGUUGGUGGCCAUAUCUCACCCAUCCUGGUGGCCUGUGAAAAGCUGGGAAUAAAAGUGGUGGACACACGGCAUGAAGCCACCGCUGUCUUUGCUGCCGAUGCAGUGGCUAGACUCUCAGGUACUGUCGGUGUGGCUGCAGUGACAGCUGGUCCAGGGUUAACCAAUACCGUAACCGCCAUUAAAAAUGCUCAGAUGGCCGAAUCCCCGUUAUUGCUAAUUGGUGGAGCAGCUGCCACACUAUUGCAAGGAAGAGGAGCUCUGCAGGAUAUAGAUCAGAUGUCACUGUUCAAACCUAUAUGUAAAUUCUGUGUUUCUGUCCGCACCAUACGAGACACAGUGCCUAUACUGCGCAGAGCGCUGGCCGAGGCUCAGUCUGGAACACCAGGCCCUGUGUUUGUGGAAUUUCCAAUUGACAUUUUGUAUCCGUACCAUUUGAUCCAGAAAGAAUUAGCACCUAAAGGUGCCCCUAAAGGAUUUGUUGGGAAAAUCAUCAACUGGUACUUGCAGAAUCACCUGAAUAAUUUAUUUGCGGGAGCCUGGGAACCGCGGGACACCUCACCUCUUCCUGUCUCCAUCCCCCAUGCCCCCGGAUCAGAGAUCCAGCAAUGUGUGGAGUUGGUGAGUCGAGCUAAGAAGCCUGUGUUCAUCCUGGGCAGUCAGGUGACCCUUCCUCCCACACCCGUGGACAAGCUCAGACAGGCUCUGGAAUCUCUGGGUAUUCCAUGUUUCCUGGGAGGAAUGGCCAGAGGCAUGCUGGGAAGGAAUAGCCCUAUCCAUAUUCGACAGAAUCGCAGGGAAGCACUUAAGGAAGCGGAUGUUGUUAUACUGGCAGGCACUGUGUGUGAUUUUCGACUUUCUUAUGGCCGGGUCCUGAACAGACGCAGUAAAACUAUCGCAGUGAACAGGGACAGGUCUCAGCUUUUGAAGAACUCGGAUAUGUUUUGGAAGCCAGCUGUUGCUAUUCAGGGAGAUGCAGGUUCUUUCAUUGUCCAACUCUCCGAAGGACUGAAAGGAUACACAUGUCCCAAGGACUGGCCAGAGGGCCUGAAGUCAGGCGAUGAAAACAAGGAGAAAGCCAAUCAGGAAAAAUCUGAAGAGAAGACAGAGAGACACCUGAAUCCAUUGAAAGUUCUACAUACGUUAGAGGAAGCGAUGGCAGAGGACAGCAUCAUUGUCGCAGAUGGAGGAGAUUUUGUAGGGAGCGCGGCCUACAUCCUUCGACCGAGAGGACCUUUGCGCUGGCUGGAUCCAGGUGCUUUCGGUACUCUUGGUGUUGGAGGAGGAUUUGCUUUGGGAGCAAAACUUUGUCGUCCAGAUUCUGAGGUGUGGAUUAUAUUUGGGGAUGGCUCUUUGGGUUACAGCAUUGUAGAGUUUGAUACAUACACGCGCCAUAAGACCCCUGUCCUUGCCCUUGUUGGAAAUGAUGCUUGUUGGAGUCAAAUUUCUAGAGAACAAGUUCCUCUACUGGGAAGCAAUGUUGCCUGCGGUCUGGCAUACAAUGAUUACCAUGUGGUGGCAGAAGGGUUUGGUGGAAAGGGUCUCCUGGUCACUCGGCAGGAUGAAGACCGAAUAGCAGACAUCAUCAAGGAAGCACAAGAGGCCACUAAGAAAGGGAAAUCUACACUCAUCAAUGUACUGAUAGGCAAGACCAAUUUCCGGGAUGGAUCUAUCUCUGUGUAG
Staurois parvus is the source of this 1821-nucleotide messenger RNA. The record is from the annotation of a GenBank genome assembly. NCBI's taxonomy places the organism in Eukaryota, Metazoa, Chordata, Amphibia, Anura, Ranidae.